AUGAUUCAGGUAAAGCACUUUCUGGUGGUGACGUGGCUGCUGGGGCUCUUCGAACCUCCCGGCAUCCACUCCUACAAGUUGUCCGAGCCGCCUCCGAUCAACAUCACCAACUCAAGAGACCCGACAGUGGUGCAUGACGCAGGUGAGAUGAACACAAUGCCCGAGCCGCAGGAGGGAGUCUUGAAGUUCUUGCUGGACAAGGUGGCACGGCUGGAGACCGAGCUGAAAGCCGCGCAUACCGAAAUCGAUACCAUAAAGGAGCACGUUGGCUUGGACAUCCAGCACGUUGCGAUGCCGAGGAGGGGAUCUCGUGAUCCCCACGCAGGAACGGAUGUUCUCAAGAAGGUCUUAGGCAAGCACCACCACCAGCGCGAGACGGGCAACUACGAUCCCCAAACCCACAAGGACCCUGUGGCGGAUGCAUCCGAGGCGCUCCUCGCACGUGAGGACGAGACUUCAGAGUCGGAUGAGACUGGUAUCAUCGCCGGGAUCCCCAACGGGUUGAACCCCUCGAACGCUAUCCCGUUCAAUCUGGGCUGCAGUGUGACGGAGCCGGACGCUUGGGUGGAGGGCCGGACGCUGAAUAUCAGCUUUGGCGGCUUCAAUUGCUGGCUAUCGGUUGCUGGCACCCGGAAGACCAUCGACCUGAGGUUUGGCAGCAGAAAAGUGGAGCUUCCGCCUCCGCCCCCUCUCUUGCCCGAGCUGCAGCGGGCUGUCUCGAUGAUGCGUGAUCUUCGGAGAGCCGACGGCUGCAACAGAGACGACAUAUUCCACUGCAUGGCCAAGAAAGUGGCGGACCGCCUCUUCGCGCCACCCAUGACUUUUCUGCCAGACACGCUAAAGGCUGUUGUCAACACGGGCCCGGCAUACUUCCAAAAUGCGAUGAACAUGAUGGCGGAUCUUCUGAUCCCGACGGACGCGGACUGCGAUCUAGGCAACACCUUUGACUGCAUGGCCGAGAAAGUGGCGGACCGCCUCUUCGCACAACCCCUGACUUUUCUGCCAGACCAGCUAAAGGCUGUUGUCAAUGCCGGCCCGGCGAGCGUCCAAAGGGUGUUGAGCAUGAUGACGGAUCUUCUGAACACCCCCAACUGCGAUAAAGCCAACACCUUCGAGUGCAUGGCGCAGCACGUCUUUCACUGGAUGCCACCGCAGUUGCGCACAGUCGUGAAUGCGGGCCAGGAAGGCGUCGACAGGGUCUUUGCGAUGAUUCGUGAUCUCCUGAAUACCGCCAAUUGCGAUCGAGGCAACACUUUCGAAUGCAUGGCACAGCACGUCUUUCACUGGCUGCCACAGCAGUUGCACACAGUCGUGAAUGCGGGCCAGGAAGGCGUCGACAGGGUCUUCGCGAUGAUCCGUGAUCUUUUGAACACCGCCGGCUGCAACAGAGGCAACACCUUCGAAUGCAUGGCCAAGAGAGUGGCUGGCUACGUGAGGCAGUUCGAGCCUCCCGUUCCCGUGCCUGAUCACCUCAUGAACUUCUUGCCUCAUCAACUUCAUACGGUUGUCAAUGCGGGCCAGGAAGGCGUCGACAGGGUCUUCGCGAUGAUCCGCGAUCUUCUGAACACCCCCGGCUGCGACAGAGGCAACACCUUCGAAUGCAUGGCCAAGCGUGUGGCAGGCGACGUCAUGAAGUUCGAGCCGCCAGUGAACUUCAUGCCCAGUCCCGUCGGCGUUCUUGCAGGCUCGAAUGUCAACUCCGUGAAGAGCUUGAUGGCCAUGGGGGAUGACCUGAUGCAUUGCCAAAACUUCGAGUCCGGCCAUGAAGUCAUGAAAUGCCUGGGCUUCAAGAUCAUCGAGCGGGUACCUCCUCUGAGCUACUUGAAUCAGCUUGGUGAUUUGAUCGCUGAGACCCUCGACACCUUUGCGAAGGUGGCAACUUCUUUGGCAAUGAAGGCUCUAGGCGGAGGCACUUCCCUUAUCGAGAAGGCCAGUGUGUCCCAGUUCCCGCCCGUCGGAAAGAUGCCAGUUCGCCACGAACGUGGCAACCUGGUCGUCGAGAUGCACUCACAAGAGAUGCAUCCCUCACUGUUGCAGCUUGCUGCAGCAGAGAGGGAGCAGCAGGACUCGGAAGUGCCAGAAUUGGAAUUGCAGGAUGGUGGUGAUGUCCAUGUCACUGAUUUGAUCACCCAGUUCAACGGCAAGGAGGUCGAUUCCGGCUCUUGCUUGGCUUUUGCUCCCCGAAACAAGAACGGAGCUCACGUUGGCAACCACCAGGAGGCAACAAAAGACGACUGGACAUCUGCCAAGAAGGAGGACUUCGUCCAGCUGGAGCCUUGGGCGGUGCCGUGUGACAACACAUGGAUGAAGGAGAACUGGAACAAGUGGCAGGGCUUUUCCUUCUACACUGCAAAGACGGCCGUCGAGAAGUGCCUAACAGUUAAAUUUUCCGUGAGCCUGCAGCCUGUGCUGGCCUUCAUCGGAGGCUUGAGUUUUGAUAUCCUGCCGGACGAACUCUUCGAGUUGGUCACCACCGUGUGUUGGCCGAACCAGAUGCCGGGUGGCCUUGACUUGUCCGUCCUUCGGUCGGAGAUCAAAACCAGCGGCCACCUGCUCUUCAGCCGGACACUGCGGCUUGCGAAGCGUUUCGGCAAGGACACAGACUUCGUGAAGAAGAACCUGGACAGCAGCUACAAGACCUGGAGGUCUUCCAUUGGCAUCGCGGAGGGGGAGAGCGGGUUUGCAUUUGCACCCAUGUCGCUUCUAGGUGGUAACCGCAGUGAAGAAGUUCAAGGAGAUGGCCAAGAGACCGAGUAUUGGAUCGACCCAGAGGAGCUCUACCUGUCUUCCAUCGACUAUGGCGACUCCAUGGAGCCCAACCGGACCUGGGAAUUGCGAGGUGAGGAUGCCAUGCUUCGCCUGAGCAAACUGCAGGAGGCCAAAAAGACGGGAGAGACGGAGGAGGUCGUCGAGCUCUUCAGCUUCAAGAAGCCGGGGAAUGUCUCGAGCUUUCACGUUCGAGGCCUGCUUGAUGGCAACAUUCUGGAGCUGGGCGUCCAGAUGGGCUACGGACCUUACCAGAGCCCAAGUCGGAGGAUUCCCUUGGCUGACAUCGGAGCGCAAUUUGCAGUCGUCCUGGCCGCAAUCCCUUGGAUCUCUGUCGAAACCAAAAAGACGGCCGUCGCUGCUCUGAAGGACUUCUGGCCGGGACAAGAAGAGCUUGAGGGGCCCCAGCCAGCCGACAAAUCUUCCAUGGUGGCCUGGUUCCAGAGCGAGGACGCCAGCGCAGAUUGGAAAAGCUCCGUGGGCAGCUGGCAGGGUCGUGUGACGAGGGGCAGUGUCACCAGGAAGGUGGAGGCUGGCCACGGUGCCAAGUUUCCGGUUGCAUACCUCGCCGGCGACCCCCACGCCGGUUAUGACUUCGGCCAGAUCAUGAAGCAGGACUACACCAUUUGCUCGGUCACCCGCUAUAUCGAAGGAGGAUUACGAAAGCGAAUUCUCCAGCACAACCAGCCCAACUGGCUUCACGGCCACUGGGAAGGAAAAGUGGGGGUGACAUUUUACAACUAUCAGUGGGUGAACCAGGACGGGCUGCUCACCGGCUUGACCGAUUGGCUUGUGCUGUGCGGCAACAGCGCAGGGGUUGUUCUCCGAGGCCAGGAGAGGAAGAAUCUUGGACAGCACGCGGCCGGGGAGGGAAGCCCGGAUGCCCACUUGUACAUUAACGACGGGCACUUUACGGAGUCUUCGGACUUUGGCGUCAUGGAGGUGAUCGUUUGGAACCGAGCGCUGUCGGAACAGGAGAUGUGGACGAGCAUGGAGUACCUGAACUCGAAGCUCGGCCCAACACCGAAACCGGCGGACGAGUCUUCCAUGGUGGCCUGGUUCCAGAGNNUCGGAGGGUUUUGGGUGUCCAUUCUUUACGGUUGGCAUCUUCAGGACUGCUUUGAGCUAUGUCGAGAGAGCAUCGCCUGA
Messenger RNA from Symbiodinium sp. CCMP2456, 3915 nucleotides. Lineage: Eukaryota; Dinophyceae; Suessiales; Symbiodiniaceae. The record is from the annotation of a GenBank genome assembly.